Messenger RNA from Anoplophora glabripennis (Asian longhorned beetle), 1597 nucleotides. RefSeq names its product splicing factor 45 (gene Spf45). The transcript is spliced from 3 exons. Gene Ontology annotation, biological process: mRNA cis splicing, via spliceosome; alternative mRNA splicing, via spliceosome. Gene Ontology annotation, molecular function: RNA binding. Bases 314 to 1504 code for a protein of 396 amino acids. NCBI's taxonomy places the organism in Eukaryota, Metazoa, Arthropoda, Insecta, Coleoptera, Cerambycidae. The record is from RefSeq and is a predicted model, not a curated record. Gene Ontology annotation, cellular component: precatalytic spliceosome.
UCUGAUCCGUUCCGAAGUACAACUUUUGUCAAUUGGAAAGCAGCUAGUGAAAGAAGAAAGAAGGCAAGGAUAUUUGUUAAAUAUCCUUGGGAAGAAGGAAGAAGGUAAACAGUAAACAGAAGAGGACACAAGGCAAUUAACCUAAAAAAAGUGUGGACACUAAAUAUAGACAAAUAUUUUUGUUUUUAUUUGACUUUGAAGUAAUUUGUAUCAUUUUAUUUGUGUUUGUGACUGUAAUAUUUUUGUUUGGCGGUUUGAGACUAUUUGAGAAUUAAAUAUUGCUGUAGCAUCAAUAAUAUAAUUUUAAAUAAAAAUGUCGUUAUAUGAUGAUUAUGAUGUUAAAACCACAGCUACAGAAAAAGUGCAAGGAUGGUCAUCAAGUAUUAAACUAUUGCAAUCGCAAUUACAACUGAAAAAAGCUACAGUGACACAACCUAAACGUGAACAACAACGUAAAGCUAGUCUGGCCCCUGUAAUUGAUCUAAAAUCUAAACGAGACGAUGAUGAUGUAUAUCCUACUUUUCCAAAAAUAAACAUUAAAGGAAAGGUUGAAUCUAGAUUACCUGUAAUAAGUUCAUCCACUUACAGCAGUGAAUACGAUUGGAAUGUUGUCGAUGAAUAUGAUCCUUUAUGGCCAAACGAAUAUGAAAAAGUGGUAAAAGAAAUGAGAGACCAUCGAGACAGAGGAAGUGAGAAAGAGGAAAAACGAAAAGAGAAAAAACGGAAAAGUAGAUUUAAUGAUCCUGAAGAAAGUCCACCACCACCUUCAAUACCACCUGCACCACAAAUGACACAACCACCCAUUGGUAGCGGGUUUGCUGGAAGGUGGAAUGAAGAAGAGGAUGAAGAACCAGUAGCAAAACAGCCUAGGCCGAGUGGAGGUGUAGCGAUAGCCCCACCUCCCAGUCUUCAGGAACCAGCCGAACCAGUUCCUAUAUUCCCUAACAAACCUCAGCCAUCUACAAGUAGUUAUGGUGGAUCAGUGGCAGCCAAAAUUAUGGCUAGAUAUGGGUUUAAAGAGGGACAAGGUUUGGGUCGUAUGGAGCAAGGAAUGUCAAGUGCUCUACAAGUAGAAAAGACUUCAAAGAGAGGUGGGAGGAUUAUUCAUGAAAAAGAAAUCCUUUCACCCCCUUUGCAAUCCGAAGAUUCACUAGGGGUACAAAAUCAAGUUCCAGGACAACCCACGAUUACAGAAAUAAUGAAGAAUCCUAGUAAGGUGGUACUGCUGAAAAAUAUGGUGGGUCCUGGAGAAGUAGAUGAUGAUCUGGAACCAGAGGUUAAGGAUGAAUGCAAUACUAAAUAUGGUCCGGUGGGUAGUGUAAUAAUACACGAAAUACCUCAUGACGACCACGAAGAAGCUGUUAGAAUAUUUGUGGAAUUUCUAAGAAUAGAAAGCGCUAUUAAAGCAGUAGUCGACUUAAACGGUCGGUUCUUUGGGGGCAGACAAGUGAAAGCUUCAUUUUAUGAUACCGAGAAGUUUGAUAAUCUCCAAUUAGUAGAUUAAUCAAAUAUUACAUUUACCUAUUUAUUAAUGGGAGCGUAAACAAAAUUGUACAAGUAAAAUAUAUCUUUUAUUUAAAUUACAUGUUUUCAUAUU